AUGGCUGCCGCUGGGCAACCUCUGGAGCCCGAUACCUUUGAUUCGGACUCGGCAAUCUCGGAGCUUCGGAAUGGCAGUACCGACUCGCCUACCCCGAGUAUGUUGACGGUGCUGGAGGAGAAUGGCAGGACAUAUCACGCAAUGAGUUCCGGGAAAUACCCGUUCCCCAACGAUAUUGUCGAGCAGGAGCGCCUAGAUUUCCAACACCUCAUGUGGAGUGUGACGCUGGGCGACAAGCUAUGCCUAUGUCCUAAGGACUCACAAAAGGCAAAGCGCGUGCUGGACGCCGGUACGGGCACCGGGAUCUGGGCGAUGGAUUACGGCGGCUACCUCGAAAUGCAAGACCUCUCCCUUCCCUACCGCUGCGACGACGCAUCCCUAACGCCAGACUCUCCAAUCCACAAACUCUCCGACCUUUUCCUUAGAGGCGGCCGUGUAACAGGCCGCAACAUGGACGCGGCGCCCACCUACGCCACCCUCAUGCGCACCGCGGGCUUCGUCGACGUUGAAGAACAACAAUUCAAGUGGCCCGUCAACGCGUGGCCGCGCGACCCGCACUUCAAGACGUUGGGCGCGUACACGCAUUGUAACCUCGACCACGGGCUCGAAGGGUUGACGUUGGGGCUCGCGACGAGGAAUUUGGGGUGGAGUAAAGAGGAGACGCUGCUUUUUUGCGCGACAGUGAGGAAGAGUUUGAGGAGCCAUAAGGUGCAUGCUUAUGUUCCUUUAUACGUUGUGUACGGGCGGAAGCCGACGGUGGCGGAGACGAGUGGAUCUAAUCCACCGGAGGGUAUACAUUAG
Molecule: messenger RNA, 801 nt
Organism: Colletotrichum paranaense
Lineage: Eukaryota; Fungi; Ascomycota; Sordariomycetes; Glomerellales; Glomerellaceae
Product: TAM domain methyltransferase
Exons: 7
Coding region: 1-801 (266 amino acids)
Source: RefSeq, a predicted model, not a curated record